GUUGUUUCACUUCAGAACUGAUCUAUUUUGCUAAAACAAAAAAUGGCUGCCGCUUGCCAUCUUCGUUCCGGCAGUUUACCCUCCAAAAGUCAUCCUCUAGCUGCAAGUGUUGAGGAGCAGUUGACCAGGUUGAAAGCACCAUCAGGAUCAAUAUUCAACAAAUUAGGUGCCCUCAAGGAUUUGUAUGAGAGGGUUGAUGAUUUGUUUCAAUUACCCGUCACCCAACAGGCUCUCUCCCAUGAGCAUCAAGAUAAAUGUUUAGAGGAAAUGCUUGAUGGAUCUCUUAGGCUCCUGGAUGUGUGUGGCACCACCAGGGAUGUUUUCUCUCAAAUGAAGGAAUGCGUGCAGGAGCUUGAAUCUUCCCUCAGGAGGAAAAGGGCUGCAGAAUCCAGCAUUGAAAAUGAAGUUCAAGCAUAUACGAACUCUAGGAAGAGAUUGAGUAAAGUGAUUUCCAAGUGUAGUGGAAAUUUGAAGAGAAUGGAAAAGAAGUGCAUAGCAUUGUCCUUGAAUAAGGACUCAGACUUGGUUGUUGUGGUUAGCAUGCUAAAAGAGGUUGAAGAAAUCAGCCUCAUGGUGUUUCAAUCCCUUCUAUCUUUUGUUUCCCUAUCUAAGGCAAGAUCAAGAUAUGCUGGAUGGUCAAUAGUGUCAAAAUUACUGCUAUCCAGGCAAAUUCCAUGCCAAGCUCAAGCUUAUGCCAGUGAAGUUGAGAAUAUGGAUGUAGAAUUGCUUAAUCUGAUUGGCAAGACGUCCACCAGCCUUGUAGAAAUGCAAAAUGUGUUGAAGGGACUAGAAGCACUGGAUUCUACUAUUCAGCAAACAGAGGAGGAAUUGGAGUGCAUUUAUAGGCGAUUAUUGAAAAGCAGAGUUUCUCUCCUCAACAUGUCCAACUACUAAAUCCCUCUCCUCUUUGGUCCAUUAGCAUCUAUAAG
Hevea brasiliensis (rubber tree) is the source of this 929-nucleotide messenger RNA. RefSeq lists its product as uncharacterized. The coding region runs from base 43 to 894 and encodes 283 amino acids. NCBI's taxonomy places the organism in Eukaryota, Viridiplantae, Streptophyta, Magnoliopsida, Malpighiales, Euphorbiaceae. Gene Ontology annotation, biological process: shoot system development; root development. The record is from RefSeq and is a predicted model, not a curated record. The transcript has a single exon.